CCUGCGUCCAACUCCCGCUGUCCUACGACAUGACCUACACAACGACGACCUUGCGGCCCUUGUUGCCUAGUCGACGCGUCAAGGAUGGCCUCAGGCUGAUUGCGAAGCGAUAUGUACCGGAGUUCAGCGAUCGCAAGGGUUUCACGCUACUCUUCUUCCACUGCACAGGCUCCCAUAAGGAGGUGUGGGAGCCUACGAUCGCCGGCAUCCUUUCCCCAGAGGAUGAGGCCGCGGGAAAGCCCAUAAUCCGCGAGAUCUGGUCUUUUGACAUGCAGAACCACGGGGAAUCUUCCUCCUGGAACAAUGAAGCCCUUGCGCAACUGGACACUCCUCUGAGUGUCGAUGACUGGGGUGAGGGUCUCGCGGCCUUCAUCGCGUCCGGAGUGCUAGAUGGACACAGACUCGUCAGUAUCGGGCACUCGCUUGGAGCGAGCGCAAUGAUCUUGGCUACCAUCCCGGGCCCCCUUCGUCCGGUGAAUUACGAGGCGAUCAUACUCGUCGAGGAUGCCUUAAUGUCUAGGGCGAUGUAUGAGAAGACGCGUGACGAGUGUCACGCUACCCUCGAUGCUGUCUUCAACGCAGUCAAGAAGCGACGCGACACAUGGAAUAAUCGCGACGAGGCGCUCGAGUACUUCCAGAAGCGCAUCCCUUGGAUUGUAUGGGACGAGCGGGUGCUCCAGCUCUACGUUAAACACGGGUUAAGGGACAUUAAGGUCCAAGAAGGCGAUAAGAGCGUCACUAAGGUGUCGCUGGCCUGCGCAAAGAGCCAGGAGGGCCAUGCAUACCGGUAUAUCGACCCGCACUUCCGCGUCGGGGACAGGCUGCGCAUGCUCGAGCCUGUGCCCAUCCACUUCAUCCAAGGCGAGCGCAACGACAACAUGAACCCUGAGGGCAUGCAUGAGUCGGUUAUGAAGCUGUUGAAGAAUGUUGCAUCCGUCCAGCAGGUGCCUGGCGCGGGUCACUUCGUCGUUCAAGAGAACCCGGAUGAAUUGGCGGUGGCCCUUAACCGCAUCCUCGUCUCCAUGAGCGGCCCUCGGUCCAACCUGUGAACUCACAGUAGGACAACGCGGGGCUUUACAACUGCCAACGCACGGAUUCCACGACGACCAACUAUUUCACUGACCUUUUUGUACCAGUAUGGACGAGCGAGUCGAGCGAGUAUAACAUUUGUGAGUGUGC
Messenger RNA from Trametes versicolor FP-101664 SS1, 1179 nucleotides. Its product is annotated as alpha/beta-hydrolase. The transcript is spliced from 7 exons. The record is from RefSeq and is a predicted model, not a curated record. Lineage: Eukaryota; Fungi; Basidiomycota; Agaricomycetes; Polyporales; Polyporaceae. Bases 30 to 1049 code for a protein of 339 amino acids.